AUGGAUAAAUUCCAACGAUUACGACCCGUUGGUCGAUUGGAACAAUACUCCACCUCGCGCCACCAUCUCAAGUUCUACAACAACGUCGCUGUAUCAGCGACAUAUACACUCCCGGAAUCAUGUUCACUGCCUGUAAAGGAUUACGUAUACAAAGCAUGCGAAGUCCUCAUCGGCCAACAUCCGAUCUUAUCCGCCAUCCCCGUGGACGAGGAUACCAAAACGCCGUACUUUGUGCGUCUUCCUGAGAUUGAUCUCGAUCAGGCGAUUUCUUUUCAGUCACGCCAAAAUGGACAUCCCGAGUCUGAUGAGGAAGAUUCCGAGCUUGAAGCAUUACUGCAAGUUCAGCAUAACACGCCGUUUUCCGCUCCGUCUCCGUUCUGGAGAUUGUGUGUUCUAACCGAGGCUGAGGCUGCGGAACGCUUCACGGUGGCCUUUGUAUUCCACCAUGCUAUCAGUGAUGGGGGGUCGGGAAAGGCGUUUCAUAAGACGUUCUUGCAAGCGUUGCAUGAUACGGCUUCAUCGUUGACCUCUGGAGAAAUAAAACGAUGUAUCCCAUCGCCUCAAACUCCCCUCUUACCGAAUAUAGAGGACCUCCACUCCAUGCCCCUCUCCAUCCCUUACCUCCUCACGGCCCUCUUCAAAGCAAAGGUCUACUCCUGGCGCGAUCCAGGCCUAUGGACGGGAUCGGAGAUUCGUACACCCUUAAAGUCUUUUCUGCGACAUAUCGUCCUCCCCAAACACAUCUCUACAUCAUUCAAGGAACGUUGUCGGGAGAAUACCACCACCAUCACCGCGGCGUUGGAAACCGUCCUCGCGUACUCCCUUUUCACGCAUCUACCAGGCACUUUCACAAAAUUGCACUGCCAGGGCGCUAUGUCCGCUCGUCGCUGGUUACCGGAUUCCAUCACUGAUGAUGUAAUGGGUGUUUGGGUCCAGAAUUGGAAUGAGAGUUUCUCCCGUGAGAAGUUCAAGGAUGGUUCUGAUUCACUCUUUCCCUGGGAUGAAGCGAGACGAUCCCGUCAGACGAUCGAAACCAUACUCGGUCUCAAGGGCAAGGAUACGUCUGUUAACCUACUCAAAUACGUUGAUGACUAUCACCAGGAACUUUUCUUGUCAAAAGUCGGCCAGCAACGGGACGCGAGCUAUGAGGUGUCGAAUAUUGGUGUUCUUGCUGUGGAGGGGGUGGGUGAUUCUUCGAAACUGCAAAUCGGGCGUGUGGUCUUUUCGCAGUGUGCUAGUGUUGCUGGAGCUGGUGUUGAGGUUUCAGUUGCUAUGGGUGGGGAUGGGUGUUUGGUGCUGGCAUUUUGUUGGCAGGAGGGUGUUGUGGAGUUGGAGUUGAUGGGGGCGGUUAUUGAGGAGACUAAAAGGGUUUUGUAUGGGCUUUGUGUGUGA
Molecule: messenger RNA, 1392 nt
Organism: Aspergillus wentii DTO 134E9
Lineage: Eukaryota; Fungi; Ascomycota; Eurotiomycetes; Eurotiales; Aspergillaceae
Exons: 2
Coding region: 1-1392 (463 amino acids)
Molecular function (GO): N-acetyltransferase activity
Source: RefSeq, a predicted model, not a curated record